AUGUCUGAAAGUAAAGGAAAUUCGGCCCCGCCGCCAGGGAAACCGAAACCCCUCCCCCCAGCAAUCAAUUUCUUGAAUGCUGGAUUAUCUGGAAUGGCAGCUACGUGUGUAGUUCACCCCAUGGAUGUUAUAAAAAACCGAAUGCAAAUGAGUGCGGAGAAAAUAACCAUCGGAAAGACGAUAUCGUCCAUUUCAACUGCAGGCUUCACGAAAUUCUACGCUGGAUUGUCUGCAGGCUUGCUGAGGCAGGCAACUUACACCACUGGAAGACUUGGAAUUUAUAAUCAACUGAAUGAUGUCUGGAAGGCUAAAAAUGAAGGAACUCCAGGAUUCGGAACUUUGGUACUCAUGGGGAUGGCAGCCGGUUGUGCUGGUGCAUUCAUAGGAACUCCUGCUGAAGUUGCAUUAGUGAGAAUGACUUCUGAUGGUCGAUUGCCUCCAGAUCAGCGAAGAAAUUAUAAAAAUGUAGUCGAUGCGUUCCUACGUAUUAUUAAGGAAGAGGGAGUAACCACGCUGUGGCGAGGUAGUUUAGCAACUAUGGGUCGUGCUGCUGUCGUCAAUGCUUCGCAACUAGCUAUCUACAGUCAAGCGAAGAUUUUGAUGAGUACGAAAGCUGGCAUACCUGAUGGAAUUCCCUUGCACUUUUCCGCAUCAAUGGUAUCCGGUUUCAUCACAGCGUUCAAUUCGAUGCCCUUUGACAUUGCAAAAACAAGAAUACAGAAUGCGAGCUCGAGCGGCAAAUCUCCCGGUGUUAUCGGAGUCAUCACGACAAUCGCCCGAACCGAAGGAGUCGGGGCUCUAUGGAAAGGAUUCUGGCCCACCUACUGCAGAAUCGGUCCUCACACCGUCAUAACUUUCAUUUUCAACGAACAAUUUGCACAAUUUUAUCGUCAAUUUGGCAUGAAAUGA
Molecule: messenger RNA, 909 nt
Organism: Diachasma alloeum
Lineage: Eukaryota; Metazoa; Arthropoda; Insecta; Hymenoptera; Braconidae
Product: mitochondrial 2-oxoglutarate/malate carrier protein-like
Exons: 5
Coding region: 1-909 (302 amino acids)
Biological process (GO): thiosulfate transport; malate transmembrane transport; phosphate ion transmembrane transport
Molecular function (GO): sulfate transmembrane transporter activity; thiosulfate transmembrane transporter activity; malate transmembrane transporter activity
Source: RefSeq, a predicted model, not a curated record